Paramuricea clavata is the source of this 3355-nucleotide messenger RNA. The record is from the annotation of a GenBank genome assembly. NCBI's taxonomy places the organism in Eukaryota, Metazoa, Cnidaria, Anthozoa, Malacalcyonacea, Plexauridae.
AUGGCGAGUAACUUUAACAUGAACGAUAUGACUGUUGAACAACUUAUGGCGCUUAGUGAGAUAAUUGAUGAUAGCGAUUAUGAGGAAAAUCUCGAGGAUGAAGUUGAGAGAAUAUCUGAGGACAAAUUCUAUCGAGUUGCACCUAAGGAUAAGGGCAAAGAUCCCUUUGAAGGAGAAAGACAAUUCAUAGAUGAAGGUGACCGUUCUACUGACCCAAAAAGACCAAGGAGACUCCCACUAAACUACAAGGGUAAGAGGGGAAUAAUGCCGACAUGGAAAUAUUCCGAGAGACAGAAGGCAAAGGCUUUACUAGUUGAGGAGGCAUAUCAGAGCUUACUUAGUAGAGGAGUUGAAGGUCUACCACCAACAAUGGGAGGUAGAUGGAGAACGGAUGAUCCUCAGGUAAAUGCGGAGAUGAAGAGGUUAGAGAACCUUAGGAAUCCCAAGCGUCCUAGAGGCAGGCCACCAAAGGCUAAGGCUGAUAGUGAAGCUAAGGUUCCUAGAGGUAGACCGUCAAAGGUUAAGGCUGAUAGUGAAGCUAAGGUCUCCAAACGAAGAGGCAGACCACCAAAGGCUAAGGAAAGCAAAACACUAGAAGCCAAGGUCCCCAAAAGAAGAGGUAGACCACCAAAGGUUAAGGUAGCUGAAACACUGAAACCUAAGGUUAAAAGACAAACAGUUGCGGAGAGGUUUAUAAGUCAAAACCGAAUAAAACUCUCGGUUCCCGCAAAUAGCGUUAUAACUCAGGUGGGACCAGGUAAGUUCACAGUGACUGUGGAUCUUAGUAAGAAACCAACAAGGAAAGCUCCUGAGAUACCGAAGGGUGUGGCUCCAUGGAAACCUACUCCUAAGCCAAGAACUGUGAUCCCUAGAGUGAGACCUAUUCCUAAGCCUAGGACUGUGGCCCCUAAAGUGAGACCUGUUCCUAAACCUAGAACUAAAAAGCCUGUGCCUCCUCCAAAGUUAAGAAAGCCUGUGAAGGUGACUAAAGAAGUUGGGGAACAGCCUGUAGUGGUCGCACCAGAGGAACAUGAAAUUGAUCCAUUUGGAACAUACCUUGAGAAGCCAUCCUAUAGGAAAAUAGAAACUGCCGCAAAUGGUGCCGCUGUGACUUACUCAAUAACUCCAAAUUACAUGGAUCCCCUAGACCAGAUGACCGCAAGUAGGCAGGUGGUAAGGGGAAUAUUAGUGAACGAGUUGAAGAGAAUGGGAGGUCUGAAAUAUACGGAAACUAUUAAGGUAAGAAUGUCAAAGGAAAUCGGAAAUGAUAAGACUAAGAAAGAUUCGAUAUACUUCAAAUCGAAAACAGGAACCGCAACCAACUUCGAGGAUAUUGAAAGCACUGCAGCUCAAAACCAACUAACAAUCUUAUCUAGAAUUGAAACCUUCCAGAACUUAGGUUCAAAUUGGAUUAUCCUAAACAUUGAAAGCCACUACGUUAAUAUUGCGAUGUACAAACCUCUAAAGGGUAGUUCAUAUAUGAAGUUACCCGCAGACAUCAGCAAUCCAAAAUGUGGUUUAAUUAAUAUGAAAAAUAAUGAUGAGAAAUGUUUUAUGUGGAGUCAUGUGAGACUUGUGAGACCAAAGGCUAGGAGAGCAACUACUAUAACACGACAGGACAUAGAGUUCGCGAAAAACCUAGAUUAUGAGGGAAUAGACUUCCCCGUGAAAAUAAGCGACAUUGAUAAAAUUGAGAGGAAGAACUCAAUAAGUAUAUCAGUGUUUGGUUAUAAGGGUAAGAAGCAGUUCUAUCCAAUCAGAAACUCCAAAAUAAAAUAUGACGAGCAUAUGGAGCUGCUGCUGUUAGGUGACAAUGAAGGUGGUAACCACUACGUUCUAAUAAAGGAUGUAAAUAGAAUGCUCUUCAGUGUUAGCGGAAACUCAAACAAGAAACACUUCUGCUUAUAUUGCCUCCAUAGUUGCGUUAGCGAAGAAUCAUUGAAGAAACACAGUGAAACAUGUAUCAGUGUAAACGGAACUCAGGCCACGAAGCUUCCAAAUGAAGGUUCAAAAAUAAAGUUCGGACACUACAGGAAUUCAAUGCCUGCUCCAUUUGUAAUCUAUGCUGACUUCGAGUCUAUGCUGGUUCCUGAGGAGAGAAAAGUUGAAUCUGAAGACGCUGAGGAGAAGAGUACCACAGAACUUUACCAGACACAUAAAGCUUGUAGUUUCGGACUCAAAACAGUGUGCCACUACGAUGAUAAGCACUCCGGUGAAUACAUAAGUUACGUUGGUAAAAACGCUACAGAGGUCUUCUUGAAGACAGUUCUGAAGGUAUCCAUCAGGUGCCGAGAAAUGGUAAAUAAAAUCUUCAAGAAAAAGAUGAUAAUUACACCAGAGCAGGAAGCUGAGUUCUGGAUGACAAGAAACUGCUCCAUAUGUGGUAACGACCUGGGUGAUGAUAGGGUGAGGGACCACGAUCAUGUAACUGGACUGUUCCGUGGAGAUGCUCAUAAUAUGUGUAAUCUGAAGUACAGAAUUACAUGGAAAGUUCCGGUGGUCUUCCACAAUCUAAGAGGUUACGAUAGCCAUCUGAUAAUGCAGGAGAUUGGUAAGUUUAAGAUGAAUAUCAACGUUGUCCCAAAUAACAUGGAAAAAUACAUCUCCUUCUCAUUAGGUAAAAGUCUUGUGUUCAUUGAUUCGAUACAAUUUAUGGCUUCUUCCCUGGAGGCACUUGUGAGUAACCUUUCACCUGAAGACUUCAAGAUAGUCGGUCAGCGGUGGCAAGGUGAAGACUUCGAUCUUGUAAGACAGAAAGGUAUAUUUCCAUAUGAAUACCUAGAUAAUAUCAGCAAACUCGACACAAAGGAACUUCCAAGUAGAGACAAAUUCUACUCAUCCUUAUAUGAGUCUGAAGUGAAAGAAGAAGAUUACCAGAGAGCUCUAAAAGUUUGGGAUCACUUUAAAAUGAAAACAAUGAGAGACUACCAUGAUCUCUACCUGGAGACUGACGUUCUUCUCCUGGCUGAUGUUUUCGAGAAUUUUAGGAAGACCUGCUUGGAGAAUUACAAGCUUGACCCUGCUCACUACAUCUCAGCACCAAGUCUAAGUUGGGAUGCUUUCUUAAAACAGUCAGGUGAGGAAAUAGAACUGGUAAGCGAUAUGGAUAUGUUCCAGUUCUUCGAGAAGGGAAUGAGAGGUGGGGUAAGUCAUAUUGCUCACAGACACUCUACGGCGAAUAAUAAGUAUAUGGAAACUUAUAACGAAGAGGCUGAAAACAAGUUCCUUAUGUAUCUCAACGCCAACAAUUUGUAUGGCUGGGCGAUGUCUCAACCGCUGCCUAACGGUGAAUUUGAGUGGGUUGAGAACGUUGACAAAAUAAAUAUUAAUGACUAUUUAGGAGACAGUGGAAGAG